GAGGACAUGUUGUCUGAAGGUCCCAAUCAAAUAGUAAAAUUUUACAUUAUAAUGUUAAAAAAAAUAAUAAUAAUUGUCCAAACAGAAAAGUGCUCAUAAAAUCACUAUACAUUUUCUUCCUAAACAGAACAGAGCAGAGAGCUUCUUUUCUUCUUCUGGAGGGUUCAGAUUAUUCUUUAUUACUAUAUUCUCUAAUGGCAACUCUCUCAGAGUCUCUCCGUUCACCCUAUUUACUCUUUACGACUUUUUUCCUUCUUUCCCUUCUUCUCCUCUUCUUCUCUCCGUUAUUCCAACAAAACCCUUUCGCUCUCAAUUACUUCUCUUCCUCCACCACCACCACCACCGCUACUACAAUUACUCUUCCAUCUACACUCCCACAAACAAACCUCGUAUCUCCGGCACCGGCUCCGGCUCCGGCGCCGACCCAGUAUCACCAACCGUACCUUCAGCCUAAACCCACCAACAGAAAUAAGAGCAAUACAGAGAGAAUUGAAGAAGAUUUAGCGAGAGCCAGAGCAGCUAUACGCAAAGCCAUCGUUACAAAGAACUUUACAUCCGAUAGAAAUGAGAUUUACAUCCCUAGAGGAAGCGUGUACAGAAAUCCAUAUGCUUUUCAUCAGAGUCAUAUAGAGAUGGUCAAGAGAUUCAAGAUAUGGGCUUACAGGGAAGGAGAUCUACCAAUGGCUCAUAACGGCCCAACAACAUACAUAUACUCCAUUGAAGGCCAAUUCAUUUUCGAGAUGGAAACUCGGCCAAGCCCAUUUAUGGCCCAACAUCCGGAUGAGGCCCAUGCAUUUUUCAUACCUUUGAGUGUCUCCAAAAUCACAGAUUACCAAUUCAGACCUCACCAUGAAACAUUUUUUCAUCGCUUGGUUCGAAUUUUCAAAGACUAUAUCUUUGUUAUUGCUGAUAAAUACCCUUAUUGGAAUAGAAGCAGUGGAGCUGACCAUUUCAUGGUUUCUUGUCAUGAUUGGGCAUCAAUAAUUGAACGUAACAACCACAAGCUCUAUGAGAACUUCAUGAAAGUGCUAUGCAAUGCUAACACCUCUGAAGGAUUCAAGCCCACAAGAGAUGUCUCAAUACCAGAAUACAACUUGAAGGCAUUCAAUCUUGGUCCGCCCCGUCUCGGUCAGCCACCAGAUAAGCGGCCGAUUCUUGCUUUCUUCGCAGGUGCAGCACACGGUGACAUAAGGGACAUUUUGUUCAAGUAUUGGAAGGACAAAGAUGGGGAAGUCCAAGUGUAUGAAAAUCUUGACAAGAAGAAGAACUACCAUGGACUAAUGGGACAAACUAAGUAUUGCUUGUGCCCAAGUGGGUCAGAAGUUGCAAGUCCUAGAGUGGUGGAGGCAAUGUAUGCAGGGUGUGUUCCAGUGCUUAUUUCUGACUACUAUGCGGUACCCUUUGAUGAUGUGCUUGAUUGGAACAAGUUUUCUGUACAAAUCCCACCAAAGAGAAUACCUGAAAUAAAGACAAUCUUGAAGGGAAUUCCAUAUAAGAAGUAUUUGAAGUUGCAGAAGAGGGUUAUGCAAGUUUCAAGGCAUUUUGAAUUGAACAGACCCGCUAAACCAUUUGAUGUGUUUCACAUGGUUCUUCACUCUGUCUGGCUUAGAAGACUCAAUUUUAGGUUGCCAGUGGCCAUUUAAACUUUAAUUAAUCUUUUGCAUCAUUUCACUGUUAUUUAACAUUGCUUUUGUAUACCAUGCAGAGCCAUUUUAUAAUUCAUUCUGGGCUAGUAGUUUUCUAUUACUUUUCCUGAUGUGUAAUAUUCAAUUUGUUGUUAUUAUUAUUAUUUUUUAAAGAAGUUUUCUUUAAGAGGACA
Ziziphus jujuba (common jujube) is the source of this 1819-nucleotide messenger RNA. Its product is annotated as probable glycosyltransferase At5g20260. The coding region runs from base 195 to 1643 and encodes 482 amino acids. The transcript is spliced from 4 exons. The record is from RefSeq and is a predicted model, not a curated record. NCBI's taxonomy places the organism in Eukaryota, Viridiplantae, Streptophyta, Magnoliopsida, Rosales, Rhamnaceae. Gene Ontology annotation, molecular function: glycosyltransferase activity.